Messenger RNA from Rhopalosiphum padi (bird cherry-oat aphid), 1834 nucleotides. RefSeq lists its product as uncharacterized. Gene Ontology annotation, cellular component: CCAAT-binding factor complex. The coding region runs from base 499 to 1551 and encodes 350 amino acids. NCBI's taxonomy places the organism in Eukaryota, Metazoa, Arthropoda, Insecta, Hemiptera, Aphididae. Gene Ontology annotation, molecular function: RNA polymerase II cis-regulatory region sequence-specific DNA binding; DNA-binding transcription factor activity, RNA polymerase II-specific. The record is from RefSeq and is a predicted model, not a curated record. Gene Ontology annotation, biological process: regulation of transcription by RNA polymerase II. The transcript is spliced from 6 exons.
UCUAUCGCGCCUGGUCAUUGCCGCACGUCAAUGUCGGAUGUCCUCAGUGCUUGUGGCGGCGUUAACCAUCCGGCCGGAUACGCGCUCGUCCGCCGUGCGAUCGGUUGUUUUUUUUAUAUUGAUUUUGUGUGCGUGAUCGCCGUGAAUUAUAUUUAUUGGAUUUCGAACGUAAAUUUGAACGUCUGCGCUAGUGCUGCGAGCUGUUCGUCCGCCGUAAGCACCGUGUGCCGUUUUUGUAUGUUUGUUCGCUGUAGAAAACCGUUGUCCAUUAUCGACGUAAUUGUGUGCACACUGCACUUAUGGACCGGUAAGCCGCGCUGUUGCGUAACCCCCGUUCGUGCGUCCAUAAGUUGCCACGUCGCACGUUUCGUUUAUCUACAGCGACAACAGUGCGCGAAAUAUUAGUUAUCAAUUAUCCUAUUAUCAACACUACCCGGAUCGGCGGCGAAUACGACGGUGAUACCAGCCGGCAGCCGUGACCAUUUCAUACCUCAAUCAAUGAAAGUAGAAGAGGUCAAAACAGAAAAUAAUUAUAAUAUGCCUAAUAUUCAAUUGAACCAUUUCAUGAUUCAAUCAGUGAAAGUGGAAGAAAUCAAAACAGAAGAUAAUCAUAAUAUGUCUAAUAUUCAAUUGAACCAUUUCAUACCUCAAUCAGUGAAAAUGGAAGAAAUCAAACCAGAAGAUAAUCAUGAUAUGUCUAAUAUUCAAUUGAACUAUUUCAUACCUCAAUCAGUGAAAGUGGGAGAAAUCAAAACAGAAGAUAAUCAUAAUAUGUCUAAUAUUCAAUUGAACCAUUUCAUACCUCAAUCAGUGAAAAUGGAAGAAAUCAAACCAGAAGAUAAUCAUGAUAUGUCUAAUAUUCAAUUGAACUAUUUCAUACCUCAAUCAAUGAAAGUAGAAGAGGUCAAAACAGAAAAUAAUUAUAAUAUGUCUAAUAUUCAAUUGAACCAUUUCAUACCUCAAUCAGUGAAAGUGGGAAAAAUCAAAACAGAUGAUAAUUAUGGUAUGCUUAAUAUUCAAUUAGACACACCAAUAACGUACAAUAACCAAAUAAAAGUUUUACCAACAAGACGUAAAAUAGUACCAAUUGACAUCGAGCAAGAAUUGCUUAUUCAUUCUAAUUCGCGAUUACCCAUAUUAGCACAAGCACAACCAAAGUUGAUUCAAUUAUCUAAUGGGAAAUCAUUCAUUUAUCAACCAUCAAUAAAUGUUGGUAUAGCUCAAGUUAUUGAUCAGCCACAACAACCACAACCAACCUUAAUUAAUAAAAAUGGAUAUAUAAUACAGUUGGGUAGUACAGUAUGUAAUGAUUUUCCAACAGUAGUUGCUCAACCAGUCAUUUCUACUACUGUAGGACAAGCAGUACCUCAACAAAAUAUUUUAAAGACAGGUUUAAGAUCAGAACCACUUGAAAAAACCUCAAAUUUUAAUGCAAAACAGUAUCUUAGAAUAAUGAAAAGAAGGCAAGCUAGAGCCAAACUAGUAGCUGAAGGAAGAAUACCAACAAAACGACAAAAAUAUUUGCAUGAAUCUCUCAUAGACAUGCUAUAACUCGAUUGCGAGAAGAUAAUGGUUAUUUUGCUUAGAAUUCAUCUCAGAAAAAAACGUCAACCACUGAAGUUCAGCAAGAACAACAUAGUAUAAUAGUCCAAUUAUCAAGGAUUGUUACUCUCUGACUGUUGAUGAAACAUUUGAUAACAUAAUAUAAUAUCAACAAUUAUAUAAAAUUUAACUUUGAUGUUUGAUUAACUUUUUCCAACACCUCAGAUGUCAACAACAUAAUUUUUCCAGGACAAUCAAUUUCUAGUGUACCAAUUAUUACAUUAGUUACAUA